Ctenocephalides felis (cat flea) is the source of this 1054-nucleotide messenger RNA. RefSeq names its product NAD-dependent protein deacetylase Sirt6-like. The record is from RefSeq and is a predicted model, not a curated record. Lineage: Eukaryota; Metazoa; Arthropoda; Insecta; Siphonaptera; Pulicidae. The coding region runs from base 86 to 1054 and encodes 322 amino acids. The transcript has 6 exons. Gene Ontology annotation, molecular function: NAD+ binding.
GGUGAACAUACAUAAAAGAAGAGUAUGGUGAAUUUUAUAAAUUUUGCAUGAAGUCAACCUUUAUAAACAUUAAAUAUAUUUAAAAAUGUCAUGCAACUACGCUGAGGGUCUAUCAGAUUAUGAUGACAAAGGUGUACUAGGCUUACCAGAGAUAUUUGAUAAUACUGAAGACUUAAAUAAAAAAGUUGAUACGUUGGUUUCAUGGAUCUCUCAAGCAAAAUGUGUUGUGGUACAUACUGGUGCAGGAAUAAGCACAGCUGCUGGUGUUCCUGAUUUUAGGGGACCAAAUGGAGUCUGGACUUUAGAAAAACUAGGAAAAAAACCUUCAUUCAAUAAGAGCUUUGAUGAUACUGAACCAACCAUUACACAUAUGGCUUUAAAAAAAUUAGUUGAUGAGGAUAAAGUCACCUUCAUUGUGAGUCAAAAUAUUGAUGGUUUACAUAUAAAAUCUGGGGUGCCACGAAACAAACUAGGCGAAUUGCAUGGAAAUAUGUACAUAGAGCAAUGUAACAAAUGCCACAGGCAAUUUAUAAGAAAUACUGCUACAUCCAGUGUUGGCAAGAAGUAUCUUGGAUAUUCAUGUAAAUCUUCUCAUAUUAGUAAACCUUGUCGUGGACACAUGUUUGAUACUAUUUUAGAUUGGGAGCAUGAUUUACCUGAGAAGGAUUUGGAUAUUUCUAGUAUGUAUUCAAGCAUAGCAGAUUUAAACAUUUGCUUGGGAACAACAUUACAAAUUAUUCCUAGCGGUAAUUUACCAAUGAACAACAAAAAACGAGGAGGAAAAUUGGUUAUCUGCAACCUGCAACCCACCAAAAAGGAUAAACAUGCUGAUUUGCUUAUACAUGCUUAUGUAGAUGAUAUCUUCAAAAAAUUAAUGGAUAGUUUAAAUUUGGAAAUUCCAAGUUAUAAUUUUGCUCAAGAUCCAACUAAAUCAAAAUCUCUAAUAGAAUAUACACUUACUGCACAAGAUGUAAAAGCUGUAAGGCAUUUGUAUAGAUUGAAACUGAAAGAGCAGAAAAAAGUUGCAAAAAGAAAAUUUGAUAAACUGACGUAA